CCGGAAGUACUUUUAGUAUUGAUGAGAUGCUGGUUCAUUAAUGCAUGAAGUGAGAUUUGUGUUUACAACAUAUUUUUCACUUCUUAGCAAACCAAAUUCCAACCAAGAUGUCCCGGGGCUCAAGUGCAGGUUUUGAUCGUCACAUCACUAUCUUUUCUCCAGAGGGUAGACUCUACCAAGUUGAAUAUGCUUUCAAGGCCAUAAACCAAGGUGGUCUCACAUCAGUAGCAGUCAGAGGUAAAGACUGCGCAGUAGUCGUCACACAGAAGAAAGUACCGGACAAGCUGUUGGAUGCCUCCACAGUCACUCACCUGUUCAGGAUAACGGAGAACAUUGGCUGUGUGAUGUCAGGGAUGACAGCGGACAGCAAGUCCCAGGUUCAGAGAGCGCGCUACGAGGCAGCCAACUGGAAGUACAAGUAUGGUUAUGAGAUCCCAGUGGACAUGCUGUGUAAGAGGAUUGCUGACAUCUCUCAGGUGUACACACAGAAUGCUGAGAUGAGGCCGCUGGGAUGCUGCAUGAUAGUGAUAGGUGUGGAUGAGGAGUGUGGUCCCCAGGUGUACAAGUGUGACCCUGCAGGCUACUACUGUGGGUUCAAGGCCACUGCUGCAGGGGUCAAACAGACAGAGGCCACCAGCUUCCUGGAGAAGAAAGUCAAAAAGAAACUCGACUGGACCUUUAAAGAAACUGUUGAGACUGCCAUCACCUGUCUGUCAACAGUUCUGUCAAUUGAUUUCAAGCCCUCUGAGCUGGAGAUAGGAGUCAUCACAACAGAGGAUCCUAAGUUCAGGAUUCUGACCGAGUCUGAGGUGGACAUCCACCUGGUGUCCCUAGCGGAGAGAGACUGAGCCCAGAAAGACUACAGAGUCCCAGAGAGAGAUGUGUAACUGAAUGAUGGGAUUUGUAGUCCCCCUGUUGAAGAAUGGUGUUAUCCUUGUAUUUUACCCCCUGUUCCAUUAAAAAUGUUUCUAGUAAA
Messenger RNA from Oncorhynchus nerka (sockeye salmon), 976 nucleotides. Its product is annotated as proteasome subunit alpha type-6. The record is from RefSeq and is a predicted model, not a curated record. Bases 108 to 848 code for a protein of 246 amino acids. Lineage: Eukaryota; Metazoa; Chordata; Actinopteri; Salmoniformes; Salmonidae. Gene Ontology annotation, cellular component: proteasome core complex, alpha-subunit complex; proteasome core complex; nucleus. The transcript has 7 exons. Gene Ontology annotation, biological process: proteasomal protein catabolic process; ubiquitin-dependent protein catabolic process.